This is a messenger RNA of Nakaseomyces glabratus, 1347 nucleotides long. RefSeq names its product Pea2p (gene PEA2). NCBI's taxonomy places the organism in Eukaryota, Fungi, Ascomycota, Saccharomycetes, Saccharomycetales, Saccharomycetaceae. The record is from RefSeq and is a predicted model, not a curated record.
AUGUAUGACAUGGAUUUAUUAAGGAGAGCUAAUCCGGUGUUGUUUUCACCGGAGAGAUAUGAUGAAUAUCCGCUAGGUUAUGAUGAUCUCAUGCAGUAUUUGUCUACAAAGGAUAUAACAAGUCAGAGUGAUCCACAACACAACAGACCGUACACGUACAUUGACUCACUCGACUUCUUGCUUUACAGUCAGGACGAGGAUGAAAUAGAUAUUGAUUUGGACAAGAAGUUAGCUUGUGAAUAUGCGCUAUACUACGCUCAGAGCAAGAAGAGACAGAACAAACACAAACGGAUGAGUCUUUUGGGCUCGAGGAAGUACUUAGACGAUCUGCUUUAUGGCGGAGCUAAUCAUUCUCGAGAUUGGUAUGAAGCAGUGAUAACUAUGCUAGAGAAUUUGUCAAUUACCGAGUUAGAUCCGGAUACUGUGGGCAAGUUAGAGAGGUUAGUGAAGACAAAUAAAAGUGGUGUUAACGUUAGCAUGUUAUCACACAAUAUGAAUGGUUUCCAAAAGCCGGAGUUCCCAAGAAGCAGAAAGCAGAGUGGGUCUGGUCUAGAUCUAAUGAGAGACAAUAACGGCUCUCACUCAGAAGUGUUCAGUGGUCAUACAUUGAAUGAGAGUGACGACACAAUGGAAGAGGAAAGCCAAGGGAUAAUACAGGACUUAAUUUCAUACUUGAUUUCGAAUUCAAUAAAGAGAGGCAUAAAUGUAAAACCUACAAACUUGAACAACCCAGUAGAAUUUUUAAAAGGAGCCAUUGAUGAAAUACUGGAUGCCAAGACCGACAGUCUAGAUAACAAACCACAGGAUAGAUCUUCGAAUAUCGAUACUUUAGAAACAAGUGUUACACCAGUCAAUUUCCAUGAAGCUGACACUAACGAAUUAAAGACUGCAUUAAAUGAUCUGCAACUUGCCCAUUCCUUCUUAACGAAACAAUUUGAGACUUCACGACUUGAGCAAUCACAAACAAUCAAUAGAUUAACAAAGACCAAUAGAGAAUUACAAGAUAAGUUAUUGAAGUACCACGCUAAAAUAUCAAAGUUAGAAGAGAAAUUGAAGGUAACCGAAGAUGCAAAAACUCAGCUAGAGGAUGCUGCGCACAAGAUCAAUAUGAAAGAAAAUCUACUAUUAAGUUCACCUAUCAUGGCACCUGAACUAUUCUCUCCAUCCACACCAACCAGUGGUUUGAACAGCUCCCCAUCCAACAAUAACUCUCAUUCAAUAACAGUUAUGCGUAAUGAAUUCAAGAGAAUGAUACUUGAAACACAAGAUAAAUACGAAAAAGAACUUGCAGAAGAACGAGAAAAAAGACUGAAACUUGAGAAGGAGUUUGAAGAGUUGAAGGACUAA